UUGCACUCGUCGCCGCUGCAGAUGACAGCAUAAACUAAGCUGGUGUCAUGGCUGUGGAGGGUGUUUCUCCAGAUUGGGAAUUUGACCGCUUUGACGACGGGUCCCAGAAAAUCCAUGCUGAGGUGCAGCUGAAGAACUAUGGCAAGUUCUUAGAGGAGUACACAUCUCAGCUGAAAGGGAUUGAAGAUGCACUGGAUGAAUCCAUUGGAGAUGUCUGGGAUUUUACUCUAGAUCCUAUAGCACUCCAGCUUCUACCUUAUGAACAGUCAUCUCUGCUUGAACUCAUUAAGACAGAAAACAAGGUUCUUAACAAGGUUAUCACAGUUUAUGCUGCUCUUUGCUGUGAGAUCAAAAAGCUGAAACAUGAGGCAGAAACCAAGUUUUACACUGGCCUUCUGUAUUAUGGGGAAGGAGCUUCUCACACCAGUGUGGUGGAGGGGGAAUCCCAGAUUCAGAUGGGAAGGUUUAUGUCCUUUUUACAGGAGCUCUCCUGCUUUGUAACAAGGUGUUCUGAGGUGGUGGUCAAUGUGGUGCAUCAACUGGCUUCCCUUUACAGCAGUAAUAAGAGUGCCACUAAAAUUAUUGAGUCCUCAGGAGUUCAUUUUCAGACAGUGUUUGAACACUUGGGGGAGCUGCUGAGUGUGCUCCUGACCCUGGAUGAGAUCAUUGAAAACCAUGCAGCUCUUAAGGACCACUGGACCAUGUACAAAAGGUUACUGAAAUCUGUGCAUCAUAACCCGUCCAAAUUUUCCAUCCAAGAGGAGAAAUUGAAGCCCUUUGAGAAACUGCUGUUAAAACUAGAGGGGCAUAUACUGGAUGGAAUGAUAUUUCAGGCCUGUGUGGAGCAGCAGUUUGACACUCUGGCUGAGGGUGUGUCCGUCUCCAAAAACAGCACUUUUGCUGAGGAGUUUGCUCUUAACAUUCGCACAAUUUUCAUCAAUGUGGAAUCUAAACUAGGAGAGCCUGCAGAAAUAGACCAGAGGGAUAAAUACGUAGGGGUCUGUGGUCUGUUUGUUCUUCAUUUCCACAUCUUCAGGACUGUUGAUAAGAAGCUGUUUAAGUCACUGCUGGAUGUCUGUAAAAAGGUUCCAGCUGUCACCCUGACCGGCAACAUCAUGUGGUUUACAGACACGUUCCUGGUGGCGAAGGUUCCUGCUGCCGCCAAAAUGCUGGACAAGAAGAGUCUGCACAGCAUCCGGGCCCAGAGGGACAACUUCUUGCAGCAGAAAGCCCAGAUGCUGGUCAAGGAUGUGCAGUCUUACUACGUGUUUGUAACAUCUUGGAUGAUGAAAAUGGAGUCCAUUUUAGCCAAAGAGAAGAGGACUGAUAAAUUUGCUGAAGAUCUGAGCAACAGAUGUACCAUUUUUAUACAGGGUAUCCUUUAUGCAUACAGCAUCAGCACCAUCAUCAAAACCACUAUGAAUCUCUACAUGUCCAUGCAGAAGCCCAUGACUAAAACUUCAGUGAAGGCUUUGUGCAGGCUGGUGGAGCUGCUAAAGGCUGUGGAGCACACUUUCCACCGGCGGGCAAUGGUGGUCGCAGACUCCGUGUCCCACAUCACCCAGCACCUCCAGUACCAGGCCCUCAACUCCAUCGCCACAGCCAAGAAAAGAGUGAUCUCUGAUAAGAAGUACAGUGAGCAGCGGCUGGAUGUGCUGUCAGCACUGGUGUUGGCAGAGAAUGCACUCAAUGGCCCGAGCACCAAGGAGAGGAGGCUGGUUGUGUCGCUGGCGCUUAGCGUGGGCACUCAGAUGAAGACCUUUAAAGAUGAAGAACUGCUCCCCCUGCAGCUGGUCCUGAAAAAGCUGGACCUAAUUAGUGAGCUGAGAGAGAGAGUUAAGAUUCAGUGUGACUGUAGCUUCCUGUAUUGGCACCGGGCAGUGUUCCCCAUUUACCUGGAUGACGUUUAUGACCAUGCAGUGGACGCAGCUAGGAUACAUUAUAUGUUCAGCGCCCUCAGGGAUUGUGUUCCUGCCAUGCUACACGCCAAACACCUGGAGUCCUGUGAGCAGCUAUUGGAGAGCUACAACCUGGAGAUCAUGGACAUCUUCAAGGAGCACCUACUGGACAAGCUGUGCAAGGAGAUUGAGAAAGACCUCCGUCUCUCAGUGCACACUCACCUGAAGCUGGAUGACAGGAACCCCUUCAAGGUGGGAAUGAAGGACCUGGCUCAUUUCUUCUAUCUCAAGCCAAUUCGAUUCUUCAACCGUUUCAUCGACAUCAAAGCAUAUGUGACGCAUUACCUGGACAAGACGUUCUACAACCUGACUACAGUGGCUCUGCAUGACUGGGCCACUUACAGUGAGAUGAGGAACCUGGCCACCCAGCGCUAUGGGCUUGUGAUGACUGAGGCACACCUCCCCAGCCAGACUCUGGAGCAGGGUUUGGAUGUGCUGGAGAUCAUGAGAAACAUCCAUGUCUUUGUGUCACGAUACCUUUAUAACCUCAAUAACCAGAUCUUCAUCGAAAGGACAAGCAAUAACAAGCACCUCAACACCAUCAACAUCCGGCACAUUGCCAACUCCAUCCGAACACACGGCACAGGGAUCAUGAACACAACGGUCAAUUUCACCUACCAGUUCCUGCGCAAGAAGUUUUACAUAUUCAGCCAGUUCAUGUAUGAUGAGCACAUCAAGUCAAGGUUAAUCAAGGACAUUCGAUUCUUCAGGGAAACCAAGGACCAAACGGACCAAAAGUACCCAUUUGAGAGAGCAGAGAAGUUUAACCGGGGGAUCAGAAAGCUGGGGAUCACCCCUGAUGGACAGAGCUAUCUGGACCAGUUCAGGCAGCUCAUUAGCCAAAUAGGGAAUGCCAUGGGCUAUGUGCGUAUGAUCCGAUCUGGGGGUCUGCACUGCUGUAGCAAUGCAAUAAGGUUCGUCCCUGACCUUGAAGACAUUGUCAACUUUGAAGAACUGGUAAAAGAAGAAGGACUCUCGGAGGAAACUCAAAAAUCAGCCAGAGUCCUGGAUUCUGUCCUUGGUGAUCUGACCAGCAACUCAGCAGAAGGGACUGAGUAUUUCAAAAAGCUGGUGGAUGUGUUUGCACCUGAAUUCCGCAGCGCCAAAAACAUGCACCUGCGCAACUUCUAUAUGAUUGUCCCUCCAUUGACCGUUAACUUUGCAGAACAUUCCAUUAGCUGCAAGGAGAAGCUGAACAAAAAGAAUAAAGUAGGAGCUGCCUUCACGGAUGAUGGUUUUGCUAUGGGUGUUGCCUACAUACUGAAGCUGCUGGAUCAGUACCAGGAGUUUGACUCCCUGCAUUGGUUGCAGGCCGUCCGGGAGAAGUAUUUACGUGAGAUGAAGUCUAUGGUCAAGGAGCAGAAUGUCCAGGCCACCAGUCAGGAUGAGAAACUGAUGCAAACCAUGAACCUCACACAGAAGAGGCUUGAUAUCUACUUACAGGAAUUUGAGCUGCUUUACUUCUCACUAAGCAGUGCCAGGAUUUUCUUCAGGGCGGACAAAACGGCAGCAGAGGAAAACCAGGAGAAGAAAGACAAGGAUGAAGUAUCCAAAACAGGCAAUGGUGACUCACCUAGUUCAUCCACUGAUCCCAGUAUGAAAUAAAACAGAUCUGAGCAACGUUUAACUGGGAAUCCAUUCCUCAGAUUGCUGAAGCAGUGUUUCAAGCCACUACAUGGCUCUGUGUUGAUAUUUUGACACUGUUGAGCUUCAAAAUUACUCCUGUCUAGAGAUUUCUACAUGUGAGGAGAGCUUAAAGCGCUUACUUUUGGUUUGAAUGACUAAAGACAGACCUUCAGAUACCCUGUAAAACCAGAAUCCGGCAUCGAUAAACAGAUACUUUGAAGGGUGAUCCUGUUGAUGAAGGUUCUGCUCUCAAUGAACCCAAGAGCAUUCUGUACUGCCAGCCUGUCCCCAGCAGGGGCCGCUUAUAACCAGAGCACUGUAGGAAGUCCCCAGCAAGACAAGUGGAACUGUUUCCACAUUCCUGCUCCCAUUUGCCCACUAUAUUUUUUGCUGAACAGUGCAAAUGUUUCUCUUUUUCUAUUGUUGAAUAACCAGUUAAGUUGUAUUAACGUAAGGGACUAUGAAACUGACACAAAAACAGCCAAGUCCUUUGUGAGCUGCUGUUGUCAAUAGGUUUGAUACUCCUUUUUCCAGAUUAAAUAGUUUACUAAAACAAUGUAAAGUCAUCUUGAUUUAUAGUUGUGAUUUCUGUAUUUAUAAUAAUGCCCAUCACAUAAAUAUAAUCCUAUAACCAAAGUCUGUCUCUUAACACCACAUUUUCAUGGUUUAAAAAAUAUUUCUUCAAUAAAAAAUGGUGUUUCUAUAAUGGUGUGCAUUAAAUGUGAAUUAUCUUCUAACAGAAAUAUGGGCAUUCUUAAAAAAAAAGACUAAACAAUAUUUGGCCACACAAAGAUGCUAUUUAACAAUGAUAUGCUUUUUUUUCCCCCUUGCACAUCCCUCUGCUGUAUCUUAAAUAUGUUAUUAUGUAACAGCUUUUCUAUUGUCAUUAUAUGAUUUAACUCACACAUUGAUGUAAUGUACAUGAAUUAAUAAAUGUGUUUAAAAAAUUA
This is a messenger RNA of Polyodon spathula (Mississippi paddlefish), 4534 nucleotides long. It is a transcript of the gene washc4, whose product is annotated as WASH complex subunit 4. Lineage: Eukaryota; Metazoa; Chordata; Actinopteri; Acipenseriformes; Polyodontidae. Gene Ontology annotation, cellular component: WASH complex; endosome. Bases 48 to 3563 code for a protein of 1171 amino acids. Gene Ontology annotation, biological process: endosomal transport; endosome organization. The transcript is spliced from 33 exons. The record is from RefSeq and is a predicted model, not a curated record.